AUGGAAGAGGACGAAGAGAAUCUGUACGGAGGCAUUAAUGAGUCUUCAAACGAUGUUGGACGUCCGCAAAAAGAGUUUGUAUAUCAAAAAGAUGAUUCAGACCGGUUCCGCACACCUUCCAAAAUGAAUUUGCAAAAGGAUGAUAACGGCGUUGAUGUAACUUCUCGUGAAAACACACCUUUUUACUGCACACCUGAGUACUGGGAUAGUUUCAAGGGUGAUAUGGAUGAUCCUGUCCAAGUACCAGAAGUAUCAGAUGAAAAAGCUGCCACAUCUUUAGAGAUGGACGAAAUCGCAUCGCAUGCGUCGGUUGGUUCUCAAGGAGUACAAGAGGAAGUGGAGGAGGUUACUGGCAGGCGCAAGCGCAGAGGAUCACAACAUGUCAAGUCUCCUUAUGUGGUCCCUAAACCAAACAAACGUGCAAAACGUUCUGCCAAAGGAAAAUUGUUCCAAAAUGGUGAUGUUAACAAAUCUGGUGAUGAGUAUGAUGUGGUGAAAGCGUCCAUCAAGUACGUGCGUGCGCAUGAGCAUUUACAAAAACAUGCCAAAACAGAAAUUUUCAAUGAUGGCAUGGAAGAAGGUCUCACUGUGAGGAGAGCUUGUCAGAUUAUUAACCAUGAGUGGCUAAGUGGCGACGUAAGUUAA
Messenger RNA from Triticum aestivum (bread wheat), 645 nucleotides. RefSeq lists its product as uncharacterized. The transcript has 2 exons. The coding region runs from base 1 to 645 and encodes 214 amino acids. Lineage: Eukaryota; Viridiplantae; Streptophyta; Magnoliopsida; Poales; Poaceae. The record is from RefSeq and is a predicted model, not a curated record.